AAUAUGAAGUUGAGCAAAAUGCAAAAUGGCCGCAUCAACUCGUAAAAAGGAGCAACAAAUUUCCACUUGUAAGGUGCUUUUGAAAGGAAGAGUUGCCCCGCAUGUUCAGGCUAACAUUGUAAAAGAGAUGUUGAAGCACCUCAUGUUUCAGAGGAAUCAGAUACCAAUGGCAUAUGAACAGAUUAAAUGCGAGUAUGAACGACGGAAGUCUGGUUCUGCUGCGGCUCUCUUACAUGAAAAUGGAAGACAUAAAGAAAAGCAAGAUUUGUCCAGUGCAGCCUACAAGCGGUUAGGGCAGUUUAUAUCGACCGUGGAAGAACUGCUGGCAAAUAUUGAUGCUGUCUUCAACCUCAGCUUCGUGCCCCGAGUGCUAAUCCUGCUGGGUGCCACGGCCGUCAGCCCAAAGGAGGCCCAUGAGAUCGUUUUCCAUAACCAGGUCUCGGUGCACGACGCCAGCCUAGUGGACCUGCGGACCAAACACUGCGUGCGGGCCCUGAUGAGGACCCUCAUCACAGACUCUCCCAUCUGGGAGGCCAAGCAGCUGCCCCUGACCAACACCCUCCUGCUGGUGCGGGCCCACCGGGACAGUGGGCUGAGCUGGUUCCAGCCCAAGAUGGCACUGAAGGCACCAACGCGGGGUCAGCUGUACCGCUGCGAGAUACACUGCGGGCACGUCGAGCACAGUGUGGGCUUUGCCCGUGACCACAAAUUAAAUCAUGGAAAUGACAAAUGUUGUGGUGGUCACCACAGCUGUUGCAUGCUUGAACAAUCUAAGGUUGAAAUAGACGCUGGCACUGCUGUGACAGAAGCUCUAGUUGAGAGUGAUGAUUACAUUUGGUACCAAGCACCACUCCCUAUCAAGGGAGUACAACCAUUUACAGUCAAGUCAACGGGAGCGAGCGAAAUAUGGGCUUGAGAGUCUACACAAGUGUUGAUUAACUUCUAAUCAGGUUGUGAAUAUGAAGUGCUCUAUUGUUAUUUCUAAACUAAUAGAAUAUAAAAUCUUCCCAUGUUAUCCAAAUCUCUUCAACAAUCCUGUAAUGUAUAAAAUUUGUGGAACUACACAUGCAUGGUUUCAAUCCUCAGAUAUCAAAUACUUUUAUAUCAUGUUCAUUCAUUCUACAUUUACCCAAGUCCAUUAGGAUUCAUACCUAUUGUUUUCAUUGUUUUGUUAGAAACUCUUCAUACAUUGUACUUCUUCAAGAUAAGGGAAGUAAGAGCUCAUCUAACUGCACAUUCACUGAAGAUGGGACGUUAUCUCCUAACUUUGAAUACACGCAUAAAGAGUGUUCCCUGAACUACAAAAUGUUUCAUUUUGAUAGAUCUUGGGAGGUUUCAUGUGUUUUUGUGUUAGGGAUAUUGGAUACGGACAAAAGUACAUGAAGCUUGUCUCUGAUGUGUGUUUCAUUAUCCUUACAUUUUACUGUAUGUCCCAAAUCCUACAAAAUCCAUCAUUAGGUUCUGAAGAAUUUUCAGGGUGGAGGAAGAUGCAUAAAUGCAUACAGCCCAGGCAUGAUGAAUCACCAUGUAUCAAGGGUCUUGGAUCCCUUAAAGUCUAAGUAUGUGUGUACACAAUGUACCUAAAACAAACCAAACGAAAUGUGUCAGUGUUUUCCUGCACAGUGGUGGAUUUUGAAGAAAGAGGAAAGUUGUACGCAAACAUGUCUCGGAAGAUUAAUGGUGUCUCUUGUUGUGAUUAUGUUGCUUUUAUAUCUGUACAUCAUGGAUUGAGUAUGACUCUUCUAUUUACAAUGCAAAUAUAUGCCAAGCAAUUUUCAGCCACCAACAGUGGAAGUUUCUUUUUGAAAAUUCUAUUGUUAUAAGUCCUGAUUAAUUUUCUUUACAAAGUAAUGUGUAAAGUUAGCUUCUAUGUUUUAACAAUUUAAAAUUCUUAAUUUAGAAUGUGUUAAAUGCCGUGUUUAUUGACAAUAUACAUGUAUAGUGCACGGCAUAUGAAAACUGUAUUGGACUUAACAGGUGUGUGUGUGUUGAAUAAUGAUUUCAAACUUGAUAUACAUGUAGCUUUUACUUUUAUUGAAACUAUUUGAAUCACUGUUUUGUAUAUGUGUAUAAUUUUGGCAAGUACUUAACAGAUUGAUUUAACAUUACAUGAAGUCAUGUCCGUGAAUUGCUGGCUAAAUGAUUUUUGAAGAAUCUCUUGGCAAGUCACUUUACUCUCACGUACCUCUCUCCACCCAGGGGUAGAAAUGGGUGCCUGUCAGAGCUGAGAUGGCUGUUAUGUAUGACAUUUGUGUCUGAUACGGCAGCAUCGCGCUGUAUACUCUCCAGGGAGCUGAGAUGGAUUAAGGAAUGUUUGUGACCAGAUCAGCAGGGAUAAUAAUAGUGACGAGUACCCUGUAUCCUCUGGUAAUUUGACACUAUGAAAAAGCAAUCAUUAUCAUUAUUUUGCAAACUCUAUGCUUGCUCAGCUCCAGCUUAUUAAAUACACUUGGAAGCUGUGGACAUGACUGUGAUAUAGAGUGUGAACUUGAACAAGUUCAGUGACCCUGUAGAAUAGUAAAACUACCCUUCCCAGAUUUGCUGCUAUUGUUUGUAUCCUUUUCUCCACCUCUGAAACCUCGUAAACGGGGGAAGUGAUUUGUUUAAAUGAUUUGUGCAUGUUUGAAACUGUAUACAAUGUACCUACACAGAUAUGUUCAGAUUCUACAAUGUAGUUCAUAAAUGCACCAGAGCAGGUUUAUUUUCUAUCAGAAACUUACGUUACAUGUACUUUCUGUCCAAAACCAGUACCACUAGUAUGAGGUACAUGUAUGGAUAGCAAAGAGCUUACAUACAAUGGUAGCAGCUCCCAUGUUUGAAUUUGGGGUUUUCUGACUUCUGGAAGCAUAUGGACAAUUUGUUAAUAAUAGGCCAGUUCAGUAUUUUCCAAAAAAAACAUGGUCAUUUGAGAACAAAGCCCCAGACGUCAUGAUAACCUCCUGCACUUUGAGUGGUAGAAUUUUGUACCCGAUAAUAUACCAAAGUGUGAAAAGCAGAGAUCGACUGGCUUUGCACUCAUUUGCCGAACUGUUUGAAACAAUGCGUCAAUUUGUACCUACAUGUACAUGUAGGCCUCAUGUAAAACAAAAGUCAAGUACUUUCUGAUGCAUAUAUCUACAUGUAGCUGUUUUAGAUGUAUUUUAUGACAUGGCAUCAGAAGAUCAAGCAAGCUCUAGAUUUCAAUUUAAUCUUUUAGUCUUGAUGUGAGCAACAUUUAUUUUCCACCAAACCAAUGUUUAUUUCAAAAGUGUUAAGAUUAAUUAGAUUUAGUCUAAAAUGGUCCUGAAUUACUCAUACAUUUUUACCCCCAGAGUGCACUUGUAUUCUGUUGCUACAUCAUGUUUUAUGGGGAAAAAAGUUUAGAUACUGUAUUAACACUCAAAAAUGAAAGAAAUUCAAAACUUUGUUCAGUUUGUAGGUUUUUAUACCUCUGCACAUAUCUAUCAAGGAUUCACUAUUCACUUGAAAAGUUGAAAACUGUUGAAAUGGGGAAUUGUUUCCAUCGUCUUUAUAAAUGCAUUUGAUCCAAAGAUCUUUUCAUAGUUUUUCGGGGGGGUGAGGUCAGGGGUGGUGUGGUUUGGCUAGGUUUGUGAUUGGUUUGAUUCGGUUACAAGCUAUACAUGUAGUUUGGUUUAGUUUGAUGUUUGGUUUAGUUUUGUUUUUCAAACUUGGCAGGAGGUGUUCUGACACCAUCUUUUUCAUAUCAAGAUAUGGUAUUGUUGGGAUUACUUUUUUGAUAUGGAUCUUUUAAUGCAAUGUCUGUAAAGUGAGAGUGAAUUUCAAUUAGUUUCAUGCAAUAGAAGUUUUUAACUACAUUAUUUUACUUACAAAGAUGAAGAAAGUGUUAAAAAAGCUCAGGAAUAUUAGAAAAAUAAAUUGUUCAACCUAGAAUACGGUACAUGAUUUUGAA
Molecule: messenger RNA, 3910 nt
Organism: Acanthaster planci (crown-of-thorns starfish)
Lineage: Eukaryota; Metazoa; Echinodermata; Asteroidea; Valvatida; Acanthasteridae
Product: MAD2L1-binding protein-like
Biological process (GO): regulation of exit from mitosis
Cellular component (GO): nucleus
Source: RefSeq, a predicted model, not a curated record